Miscanthus lutarioriparius is the source of this 1533-nucleotide messenger RNA. The record is from the annotation of a GenBank genome assembly. NCBI's taxonomy places the organism in Eukaryota, Viridiplantae, Streptophyta, Magnoliopsida, Poales, Poaceae.
AUGGCCUUCUUCUUCAUCCUUGUUUGCACCCUCAUUUUUCUAGCCAUCGCCUCCUACGUUCAGUACGCACGCUGGCAGAAGGGGAAAGGCCGCCGCUUCGGCGACCAUGAGAAGGCUUCUUCUUCUUCCUUGAAGCUGCCUCCUGGCUCCAUGGGCUGGCCUUACCUUGGUGAGACCCUCCAGCUCUACUCCCAGGACCCCAACAUCUUCUUCGCCUCCAAACAGAAGAGGUACGGCGAGAUCUUCAAGACGCACCUCCUGGGUUGCCCGUGCGUGAUGCUGGCGAGCCCGGAGGCGGCGCGGUUCGUCCUGGUGACGCAGGCGCACCUGUUCAAGCCGACCUACCCUCGCAGCAAGGAGCGCAUGAUCGGGCCGUCGGCGCUCUUCUUCCACCAGGGCGACUACCACCUCCGCCUCCGCAAGCUCGUCCAGGGCGCGCUCGGCCCCGACGCGCUCCGCGCGCUCGUCCCUGAGGUCGAGGCCGCCGUGCGGUCCACUCUCGCUUCCUGGGGGGACGGCCACGUCAGAAGCACGUUCCACGCCAUGAAGACGCUGUCGUUUGAUGUGGGCAUCGUGAUGAUCUUCAGCGGCGGCGGCCGGCUGGACGAGCGGCGCAAGGCGGAGCUGAGGAAGAAUUACUCUAUCGUGGAGAAGGGGUACAACUCCUUCCCCAACAGCCUACCGGGGACGCUCUAUUACAAGGCGAUGCAGGCGCGGCGGCGGCUGCACGACGUGCUGAGCGACAUCAUGCGCGAGCGGCGGGAGCGUGGCGAGCUGGGCACCGACCUGCUGGGCUGCCUGAUGCAGUCCCAGCAGGGCGGCGACGAUGGCGCGGCGCCGCUCCUGAGCGACGAGCAGGUCGCGGACAACAUCAUCGGCGUGCUGUUCGCGGCGCAGGACACGACGGCCAGCGUGCUCACCUGGAUCGUCAAGUACCUCCACGACCACCCCAAGCUCCUGGAGGCCGUCCGGGCGGAGCAGGCGGCGGUCCGCGAGGCCACCGACGGCGGGAGGCUGCCGCUGGCGUGGGCGCACACGAGGAGCAUGGCGCUGACGCAUAGGGUGAUUUUGGAGAGCUUAAGGAUGGCGAGCAUCAUCUCGUUCACGUUCAGGGAGGCCGUGGCCGACGUGGAGUACAAAGGGUUCCUUAUCCCCAAGGGGUGGAAGGUGAUGCCGCUCUUCAGGAGCAUCCAUCACAGCCCGGACUACUUCCAGGAUCCACACAAGUUCGACCCUUCUAGAUUCCAGGUGGCGCCGCGACCGAACACGUUCCUGCCAUUUGGGAACGGCGUGCACGCGUGCCCCGGGAACGAGCUGGCCAAGCUCGAGAUGCUGGUCCUCAUCCACCACCUGGUCACCGCCUACAGGUGGGAGAUUGUUGGAUCCAGUGAUGAGGUCGAGUACAGCCCAUUCCCUGUGCCCAAGCAUGGCUUGCCUGUCAAAUUGUGGAGAGACAACAGUACGGUGGACAGAAAGGGGCAUCAGUAUCAGACCGAUGAUGUGGAGGACAUAAUAGUUCGACACUUAAAUUAG